UCAUCUCCUCUUUUUUACAACAAGACUCCUUCAAUGACUGUGUUUGACGCAAACAGUGAAUUGGAAGCCAAAACCAUGCGGCUAUCCAUUGCUAACCGUAUUGAAGCGGAAGCGGAAGCACCUGAAGAAGAAGUCAUUCUCAAGGAAAAUCCACGCCGUUUCUGCUUAUUCCCUAUCAAAUAUCACGAGAUUUGGGAAUUCUACAAAAAACAUGAAGCGUCCUUCUGGACAGCCGAGGAGAUCGACUUGUCCAAGGAUCAGGUCGAUUGGGACACCAAACUGACUGCGGAUGAACGGUUCUUCGUUUCCCGCGUGCUGGCUUUCUUUGCUACUUCGGACGGCAUCGUGAAUGAGAAUCUAGUGCAGAACUUUUGUGAUGAAGUCAAAAUCGGGGAAGCCAAAUGCUUCUAUGGUUUCCAGAUCAUGAUGGAGAACAUUCACUCUGAAACAUAUUCACUGCUUAUCGACACAUAUAUUAAAGAUCCGGAGGAAAAAGAACGGUUGUUCAACGCCAUUGAAACAAUUCCUGUCAUUAAAAAGAAGGCAGCUUGGGCCUUCAAAUGGAUUAACCGUGAUCAACCGUUUGCCGUUAGACUGUGUGCUUUUGCCGUCAUUGAAGGCAUCUUUUUCUCCGGUUCCUUUGCGGCUCUCUUCUGGUUGAAGAAGCGAGGCCUUAUGCCUGGCCUUACCUUUUCCAACGAACUGAUCUGUCGUGACGAAGGUCUUCACACGGACUUUGGCUGUCUGUUGUUCCACCAUUUGCGCCAUCAUCCUUCACACGAAACCGUAAAAACGAUCGUUAGCAGUGCCGUGGCUUUGGAACAGGAAUAUCUGACUGAUUCCUUACCUGUUGCUCUCAUUGGUAUGAACGCUUCGUUGAUGUCGCAGUAUAUCGAAUUUGUCGCCGAUCGAUUGCUCGUAUCUCUCGGUUUCCCCAAACUUUACAACGCCACCAAUCCAUUUGAUUUCAUGGAUCUCAUUUCGCUUCAAGGCAAGACCAACUUCUUUGAAAAACGUGUAUCGGAUUAUCAGCGGGCUGGUGUGAUGAACAAGGAUGCCUCUGGAAAGCAGUUCACACUCGAUGCCGACUUUUAAAUAUAAAAAAUGACUGAUUGCAAAUUUAUAUUCCAAUAUCUGUAACUGUACCGUAAUCGAAAAAUGAUUUAUCCCAGCAUCUGUGAUGUUCACGCUUAUUUAAAUAAAACCCCACCCUAAUGUUAUGCUAAUAGACUUU
This is a messenger RNA of Radiomyces spectabilis, 1234 nucleotides long. Its product is annotated as ribonucleoside-diphosphate reductase small chain. The record is from RefSeq and is a predicted model, not a curated record. Gene Ontology annotation, molecular function: oxidoreductase activity. The transcript has 3 exons. The coding region runs from base 34 to 1095 and encodes 353 amino acids. Gene Ontology annotation, biological process: deoxyribonucleotide biosynthetic process. NCBI's taxonomy places the organism in Eukaryota, Fungi, Mucoromycota, Mucoromycetes, Mucorales, Radiomycetaceae.